Molecule: messenger RNA, 1231 nt
Organism: Onychomys torridus (southern grasshopper mouse)
Lineage: Eukaryota; Metazoa; Chordata; Mammalia; Rodentia; Cricetidae
Gene: Septin2
Product: septin 2
Exons: 12
Coding region: 129-1214 (361 amino acids)
Biological process (GO): cilium assembly; cytoskeleton-dependent cytokinesis; cell division
Cellular component (GO): microtubule cytoskeleton; septin complex; synaptic vesicle
Molecular function (GO): molecular adaptor activity; GTPase activity; GTP binding
Source: RefSeq, a predicted model, not a curated record
GCUGUGUACCCACUGUCGCGCGGGCUCGAGUCGGGCUGGCCCCCUCGGGGAAUCACGGGAGUCCACGUCUCGCCCCCCGGGGGGCCCACUCAGGCUCUGGUGACGGAUAGACAGAAAAAUCGAGAACGAUGUCUAAGCAACAACCAACUCAGUUUAUAAAUCCAGAAACUCCUGGCUAUGUUGGAUUUGCAAAUCUUCCCAAUCAAGUUCACCGAAAGUCAGUGAAAAAGGGGUUCGAGUUCACACUGAUGGUGGUUGGUGAAUCUGGUCUAGGAAAAUCAACUCUCAUAAACAGCUUAUUCCUGACUGAUCUCUAUCCAGAAAGAAUUAUACCUGGAGCUGCAGAGAAAAUUGAAAGAACUGUCCAAAUUGAGGCUUCAACUGUUGAAAUUGAAGAGCGGGGCGUCAAACUUCGGCUUACAGUAGUGGACACACCUGGCUAUGGGGAUGCCAUCAACUGCAGGGAUUGUUUUAAGACAAUUAUCUCUUACAUUGAUGAGCAAUUUGAACGCUACCUACAUGACGAGAGUGGACUGAACAGGCGGCACAUCAUUGACAACAGGGUACAUUGUUGCUUCUACUUCAUCUCACCUUUUGGACAUGGAUUAAAGCCUUUAGAUGUUGCAUUCAUGAAAGCAAUACACAAUAAGGUGAAUAUUGUGCCUGUCAUUGCGAAAGCUGACACACUCACUCUGAAGGAGCGUGAGCGGCUAAAGAAAAGGAUUUUGGACGAAAUUGAGGAGCAUAACAUCAAAAUCUAUCACUUACCGGAUGCAGAGUCAGAUGAAGAUGAAGAUUUUAAGGAACAGACUAGACUCCUCAAGGCCAGUAUCCCAUUCUCUGUGGUUGGCUCCAACCAGUUGAUUGAAGCCAAAGGCAAGAAGGUCAGAGGUCGUCUCUACCCAUGGGGUGUUGUGGAGGUGGAGAACCCAGAACACAAUGACUUCCUGAAGCUGAGAACAAUGCUCAUCACCCACAUGCAGGACCUACAGGAAGUGACCCAGGACCUUCACUAUGAAAACUUCCGUUCUGAGAGGCUGAAGAGAGGCGGCAGGAAAGUGGAGAAUGAGGACAUGAAUAAAGACCAGAUCUUGCUUGAAAAGGAGGCUGAGCUUCGCCGCAUGCAGGAGAUGAUCGCAAGGAUGCAAGCACAAAUGCAGAUGCAGAUGCAGGGUGGUGAAAGUGACAGUGGGACACUCGGGCACCAUGUGUGAAAUGGUGCUUCAUAUUA